Drosophila willistoni is the source of this 1623-nucleotide messenger RNA. It is a transcript of the gene Hakai, whose product is annotated as E3 ubiquitin-protein ligase Hakai. Lineage: Eukaryota; Metazoa; Arthropoda; Insecta; Diptera; Drosophilidae. The transcript is spliced from 3 exons. The coding region runs from base 84 to 1373 and encodes 429 amino acids. Gene Ontology annotation, biological process: protein ubiquitination; regulation of cell adhesion. The record is from RefSeq and is a predicted model, not a curated record. Gene Ontology annotation, molecular function: ubiquitin protein ligase activity.
GGCCAGAUUCCAGAAUCAUUUGCUUUUUUCCAAACUCACGAAAACUAGGAUUACAACAAAAAGAAAACCCCGGCAAGGAUAGAAUGGACACUGAAGAAGUGAAACGUGGUCGAGGUCGUGGUCGUGGUACACGGGCGCGUGGACGAGGGCGCGGCCGCGGUCGUGGCCGUGGAAAGAAAAUCGACGAUAUCAGCAUUCUAGAAGCGGCGGCAGCCUCAUCCGCUGUUGGCGGUGUCCUUGAGGACAGUCAGGAACAUACAGAAGAUACCACCAUGCAUGAAAUGGACAAGGAAAAUGAAAUGGAAGUGACACCACUGUCAACAGCGCUUGAUGAGCAACAAGAACAGCAACAACAACCACAGGUUACACCAAAUGACGAAACGAUGCCAACGCCGCCGUCUGUUUCACAGCAGCAGCAACAACAACAACAGUCAGUUGCUCCGCCUGUGGCACCAAUGCAAACAAUUGACAUGGAAGCCGAUAUAUCACAAUUGGAGGCACCUACAUUUACGACACUGUCUCGAGGACCACCUGAACCUAUGUUGCGUCUAAAAUGGAAUCACAAGGUCAGUCUUAUUGGUGAGAAAGUGCUAAAUCCCAUGAUCCAUUGUUGUGAUCAGUGUGACAAACCCAUAUUGGUCUACGGCCGUAUGAUACCCUGCAAGCAUGUCUUUUGUCUGAAAUGUGCCCGCGCCGAACCGAUCAAGAGUUGCCCCCGCUGCAAUGAUAAGGUACUUAGAGUGGAGCAAAGUGGCUUGGGAACUGUCUUUAUGUGCACACAUGGCGGCAGUCGUUACGGCAGUACUGGAUGUCGUCGCACUUACCUAUCCCAGCGUGAUCUGCAGGCGCAUAUCAAUCAUAGGCAUGUGACUCCUCAACCACUGCUGCAACCACUGCAACAGCAACAGCAGCAGCAACUAUCAUCAUCCAGCGGCAGUGAUCAGACGACCAAGCUAACAGAUCUACAGCGCAAGCUCUCCGAGUCAUCCAGCUGCACAGGGGUUCCGUCAACAAUGCGUUCCAUGGGACGUCCACAGCCACCGCCGCCACCACAACCAACAUCAACCCAAACGUCAUCCUCGAUGGCAUCAGCAUCCAUGUCUGCUGCCUCUGUUAGUGGCAUUGGCUCUAUACCACCGCCUGGCUCAGCUGCUGCUGUGGCAGCCGCUCAAAAUUCCGUCCAUUGCCAUUCAUCUCUUACACAGGCAAAUUUGGCUAGAAUUAAUAAUGCCAAUGCCCAGGAGUGUCAUCAGAGCAAGGCCAACUUGCAUCAGACAUUGAAGAAAGGUCAAUCCCAUCAAUCGGAAUCGGUGGCAGAUGCCUCAUACUACAGCAGUGUUUUGGCCUCGUGCAGCCUUUCCAGACUCAAGUGAAAAAUUAUGAAAGAUUUUUAAAUGCAAGUGAAUUUUUGUAAUUGUACAUUUAUGGCAAGACAAAUGAUUUUAGUUAAACAAUGUUUUUAAUAAGUAUAUAAUUUUUAUAUAUACGCAAAUAAUGAUAAAUAAUCAAUUUAAAUUUUUUCCAUUUUAUAUUUACAUUAAGACUUAGUUUUUGAUUUAUAACUCUUCUAAAAACAAGGUUUAAUCCUCCAAUUUGGCAAUUAUAUUGUUUAAUUAAAUUUAA